This is a messenger RNA of Amoebophrya sp. A120, 2935 nucleotides long. The record is from the annotation of a GenBank genome assembly. NCBI's taxonomy places the organism in Eukaryota, Dinophyceae, Syndiniales, Amoebophryaceae.
GAAAGUUUUUGACCGAAGUACUAGCCAGCAAAAAAAAAAAAAGGAAUGGUAGAUUAGUACUUGGCGCAACAAUCCGUAAAAUGAAUAGAACUCUAAGAUCAAGAUUGCAGUCAGUUAUAUUAAAGCACCUUAGCGCUACUCUACAAUUUCGCAGACCUAGGAGGCUCCGUUUAAAAAAUACUCACACGCUCUUAAUGGCUGCCCAUCAAAGCUAGAUCGAUUUCAGAUUUUCUAUGGCAAAAAACGCCUGAAAAUCAUUGUCAACAAAUUGCAACCAAAAAAUCAUCAGGGGAAGAGCGGUUAGUUAUAGUUCUGCCGUGGGCUGAAAAUCACUUUUCUCAUCGAGAAAAGGUGGUUUUCGACCUGUAUAGCACUUAGCUAACGUAAUCACUAGUUCGACGUGGUGGAGUGUUUUUCUUCACUGUUGUAUCACACACAAAAAAACUUAAUGACUUUACUAGCACGACCAAAUCACCUAACAUUCGUUGUCACCUCAUAGUUUCACCCGAAAAUAAAGAAUUCUACCUCUUCGAUAUCAUCAGUCUUUAGAAACCUUUCACAUAAAAACACAAAAUGGCAAGACUAAAGAAAGACGACGGCGCAAAGAAGAAGGGGAAGGUGAGAUAGAGAUGUGGAUUUUCUUGGGAAGAGUUCUGCGAUAUUGUUUAUUUGUCAUGCAAAAACCAGCACAGCUGCACCAAGUGUCUGUGAUGUAGGAAAUGCAAUUUGCAACAAUAAUGUAUCAAAAAUUCUAGUACAACUACAUCCACUAAAACGAACAGGAGCAAGUGGGAAAGAAGCAUUUUGCUGCGGAUAAGGAGACCCCAGCCGCUUCCAUCGUCGGUGGGAAAACCCCGGGCCUUAAUAACGAAACCCCAGCUAUCCUGUGUAGAAACGUCCCCACCCCAGAGUUGUCAUGCAAAUGCGCAAUGGUAGGAACAUCUCUAAUGCGCAUCUCCAUGGAAGGCAUUUCCAAUCGUGUUUUGACAUUUGUAAUGCUGUAAACAGGAUGAGAGAGUGGCUUUCUCAUGCGGCUUUCCUUGCUAGCCAGCACUACGCUGCAGAUGAAAACUUGUCAUGCAGAACUCCCAAAACUUAGGAAUUUGUGUUGCAGACUUCCCAUCUUGACUAUGGUGUGGGAACGUUUUUACAUGGGAUACCAGCGGGCUGCGCUCCGGUGGUUGUUGUGAAGAAGCGCACGACCAAGCCAGGCCAGGCGGCGAUCCGGGAAAUCAAGAAGUACUUAUAGAUACGUUUUGUGGAUCUGGAUCGAUUGUUUUUGCAUGUUUCCUUGCAUGAGAAAUCAAUGUUGAAUUCACUCACUGCGCAUGACAAAUUUUUAACAACAUUUGUGGUGCGAGGGCAUUGCAAAGUAUGCAACACAAGAACUUUUUACCAGGUACCAGAAAUCUACUGAGCUGCUGCUCCGAAAGCUGCCGUUCCAGCGAUUAGUUCGUGAGGUGCUCCAGGGCGAUACUCGCGCGCAAGAGUUCCGCUUCCAGUCGCAGGCACUGUUGGCCUUGCAAGAAGCUGCGGAAGCCCACUUAGUUGGCUUGUUCGAGGACACGAACUUGUAUAAUUGCAUAGAGCUGAUUUAUUUUGAUGCCUUUGUUUCUGAACAGAUCCAUUUAUUGCCUGACAAAUUCAAAUUUUCCGUUUGAAGUAAUUUCUCAUGCACAAAUCACGCACAAAAAUCACAGGUGCGCCCUGCAUGCCCGUCGCGUGACGAUUAUGAAGAAGGAUUUGCAAUUGGCUGUCCGCAUUCGCGGCGAGCGCCGGGACCCGGGGAACGGUUACUAAGCAAACAGUAACUGUUAUCGAAGAAAAAAAGUGUUACUGUUACACAUUGCAAGAAAAAAACCGAAUAUUUUCAUCCGUUCAGUAAGAAUUUUUUUGGCACGCAGGUCGGCGAAAACUUCGUUUCUGAUGAAUGACGCAGACAUGACGAAGGCAGCCAGCCAUCGGCCCCCUCAGUUACGUCCUACACUAGCUAGCUGAGGGCGCGCCUAUUUUGGCGCUUCGCUCCCAAUGGCUCGCCCGGAAUGCGGUUCGCUGGCCUUGUGUUUCCUGGCCCCAUCCCGUGACAACAUGAAGCAGAGAAUACAGAUGGAAGGGGACUCGGUCACAAGAGUGGCAAACCGCCUCCGGGUGAACAUUGGCAGGGUUUUGGUAACCCUGUAGCACGAGUGUUUCGCUAUCAAGCAUGCGCGGCUUGACUUGUAGGGGAGAUAUUUUCUCAGACACCCACGGAAGAGCCUGCGCCCGCAGGAUCCCUGAAAUUCAAUCACGGACGUGGGGGCAGCUUCUUUUACGUGGUGUGCAAACUUGACGCAAAGCCUCUAGCUGAAGGCUCGCGCUUUCGCGUGUUUGCUUUCAGUCGAGGUGUUACACACUUGGAAAAAAAAACGGCAAUCUCUUGCGCAAAAUCGCCCACAUUUUGACCCUCCCUUGAGGGCUGGCCAAUGUUACACAUUUUGGUGUGUAACACAGCAGUUUUUUUGCGAACCCCCAUGGCACUCUGCGAUUUACUGUGUUACACAUUUCAAACAGUAUCAAGAUUCCGCUCGGGGAGAAAAGUCUAGAAGUUGGAUGUCGCCCGGUGAAAAAAGUGUUACAUAUCGAAAAAAAAGUGAUACAGUUGCUAUUUUUUCUGGCCUUGCUUUGACCCCUCAAAAAAAUGCAGUGUGUAUCACUUUUUUUUGCAAUCCGGGUGGAAAGUUGGCUUUCGGGACAGGGCGCCGAUUUCGCCAGGAAAGGGCAAAUUACGUAGAGCCAUCAUGGCCACGAUGGGAAGGAAAAGGCUGGCAUUCGCGGCGAGCGCCGGGACCCGGGGAACGGUUACUAAGCAAACAGUAACUGUGAAUAUGUCAACAUCUUCGAAAGUGUUGACUUCCACUGCAUCGCAGAAGUGGGACGAGCAAUAGACGGUCUAUAA